Messenger RNA from Peromyscus californicus insignis, 3408 nucleotides. It is a transcript of the gene B3galt2, whose product is annotated as beta-1,3-galactosyltransferase 2. Gene Ontology annotation, molecular function: N-acetyl-beta-D-glucosaminide beta-(1,3)-galactosyltransferase activity. Lineage: Eukaryota; Metazoa; Chordata; Mammalia; Rodentia; Cricetidae. The record is from RefSeq and is a predicted model, not a curated record. Bases 778 to 2046 code for a protein of 422 amino acids. Gene Ontology annotation, cellular component: membrane. The transcript has 2 exons.
UGUCAGAGAGAGCAUCUGUCAAGCCCACAUUUAAACUGCUGCCUGCCUGUGCAGCAGCUGAAGAACCGUGGAUUUCAUAUUACAGACUAAAACCCCAGUAAAACUGCUCAAAAAAAAAUCCUUCCUGCAGCUGCCAGGCAACAACGACGGAAGAGAGGCAAAGCCCUUUUUUUUCCCCCAAUGCAAGUGAAACACUAAACCCUCGCUCUGCUGCUUUACAUUGCAGCUCAGCACUAUUACGAGAAAUAUGGAUACUGAGAAGAGAAUACAGCACCGCAUUGUCCAGCCGGGGAAUACAGCAGAUGUAAGGAGCUUCAAUGCAUCAACUAUCGGAAAGAGACAACAGUGCACCAAAUAGAACGGACAACUACAGCUCUUUUGUUUAAUCAAAGGGAGAAAAUGAAAGAAAGGGAAAAUCUCUGAAGACUAGGACACAUAUGAACAAGAAGGGUAACUUGAAUACGCGCCGACAGAUGGACACUUUGGAUACUGUGAAAAGCAAUCACAGGAGGCAGACUGUUGGGGGAUGUGCGCAUGUUCGAUAGCAUCGGUUUUUUUGGGUUUUUUUUUUUUUUUCCUGAAGUGAUGGCGUGCCAAAAGUAUUUUCGGUGGGCAUAAUCUUCUCCACCUAAAUGGCCUGACCAAGAAAGAAAGAAUGACUUCGAGAGACACAUAACUGAACCAGAAAAUAAUGACCAAAGAACAGUACUGAUUCUGGAAAAAAACAACAGUACUUUUGGCCUCGUAGAUCUUACUCUAUUACUGGAUAUUUACAACAUGCUUCAGUGGAGGAGAAGACACUGCUGCUUUGCAAAGAUGACCUGGAAUGCUAAAAGGUCUCUGUUCCGGACCCACCUCAUGGGUGUACUUUCUCUAGUGUUUCUUUUUGCUAUGUUUCUGUUUUUCAAUCAUCAUGACUGGCUACCGGGUAGACCUGGAUUCAAAGAAAACCCUGUGACAUACACCUUCCGAGGAUUUCGUUCUACAAAAAGUGAAACAAAUCACAGCUCACUUCGGAACAUUUGGAAAGAAACAGUUCCUCAGACUCUGAGGCCUCAGACAGCAACUAACUCCAAUAACACAGAUCUAUCACCGCAAGGAGUUACAGGACUAGAGAACACACUCAGUGCCAAUGGAAGCAAUUAUAAUGAAAAGGGGACUGGACAUCCAAACUCUUACCAUUUCAAAUACAUUAUCAAUGAGCCUGAAAAAUGCCAAGAGAAAAGUCCAUUUUUAAUACUAUUAAUAGCUGCAGAACCUGGGCAGAUAGAAGCAAGAAGAGCUAUCCGGCAAACAUGGGGCAAUGAAAGUUUAGCGCCUGGCAUCCAAAUCACACGGAUUUUCUUGUUGGGCAUAAGUAUUAAGCUAAAUGGCUAUCUUCAACAUGCAAUUCUAGAAGAAAGCAGACAAUAUCAUGAUAUAAUUCAACAGGAAUACUUAGAUACAUACUAUAAUCUGACCAUUAAAACAUUAAUGGGUAUGAACUGGGUUGCAACAUACUGUCCACAUAUUCCAUAUGUUAUGAAAACGGACAGUGACAUGUUUGUCAACACUGAAUAUUUAAUACACAAGUUGCUAAAGCCAGAUCUGCCUCCUAGACAUAACUAUUUUACUGGGUACCUAAUGAGAGGUUAUGCACCUAACAGAAACAAAGACAGCAAGUGGUACAUGCCACCAGACCUUUAUCCAAGUGAGCGUUACCCUGUCUUCUGUUCAGGAACUGGUUAUGUUUUUUCUGGGGAUCUAGCAGAAAAGAUAUUUAAGGUUUCUUUAGGCAUCCGUCGUUUGCACUUGGAAGAUGUGUAUGUAGGGAUCUGUCUUGCCAAGUUGAGAAUUGAUCCUGUGCCCCCUCCCAAUGAGUUUGUAUUCAAUCACUGGCGAGUUUCUUACUCAAGCUGUAAAUACAGCCACCUAAUUACCUCGCAUCAGUUCCAGCCUAGUGAACUGAUAAAAUACUGGAACCAUUUACAACAAAAUAAGCACAACGCCUGUGCCAACGCAGCAAAGGAAAAAGCAGGCAGGUAUCGGCACCGCAAACUACACUAAAAGACUAUUUUUGUUCAAGUGUGCAAUCUGUAAAUACUACUUAAAGCAUGUAUAGUUAACAACUUGAUUACAUACAUAGGACAAGUUUUAGUUCACAACUCAUCACAUAAAGGAAUCCAAAACUAUUUUUUUAAUUUCUGAAGAAGCUAAUUCAUAAAAUUACAACAUUAUGACAGAAAGAUAUCCCAAAAGAGUCUAUUUAAAGAUUGUUAAAAAGGGAUUCUCUGUAUUAACAUGCAAUAAUAAGCAUGCAUAAAUGGUUCAAGUCUUACAUUAGGGAUCAAUACAAUGUACCUGCAUAUAUUUUCCACAAAAAUCUUAAUUUAAGAAAUGAAGACAGUCAAAAGAUUCCUAGGUUUACUUUGGAUUUCACCAUAUGAUUUAAUGUAAAUAAGACAGUACUAUUGAUUUUAAGGGAACUUUGUAACUGCAAAGAACACAUUUUCUGACUAGACUCUGGAGUUCUAAAACUUUAUACUACAUGCAAUAAGACUUAGUUAAGUUAAUCCAUAACUCAUUUAUAUUCAGGUGUUUGAGCAAUGCAAUUCUCAUUCAAGCAUUUACUUUUAAAAAUAAUUGAUAAUUAUUUCUAUUUCUUUUAUUAAUUAAUCUCGUAUAUACUGGGAAAAUUAUUUUGACAUGAUGUGGUAAAUGUGAAAAAAAAUUAAUGUGUCUCAGGCUCAAGUUUUUAUAAAAUGAAUUAUUAAAGGUUUCAAAAUAGAUAAAUUUUGUUUCCUCAUUGGUAUUAAUGGCCAAGCCAAUACUUCAAUGAAUUUUGCAUUUAGACGAAAUAUUGCACUCUUGGAGAGUGCUGUCAUUUAACUACAACUAUACCUGACUUCACGUAUGUCUGUAAAAUAGAAUCAUGUUCCUCUAACUGAAGCAAAAGUACUAACAUAGAAGCACAAUGAUUAUGUGUUGUUGAAAAAGGACGAAAAAAGGAAUGCAGGUAGUAAUUUCUUUCAAUAUAUUUUUAAGAUGCAUGUCUGCCAAACAGCAACAUAUGGGAAGUUUAUUUUCUGAAAGCAGGUGUACAUAAUCCAACAUUUAAUCAUUUUAUGGAACUUAUUUCUUUCUCUCAAUGUCAAGUUUACAAACCUAGGUUUUUCAUUUGGUAAAUGACAACUAUCUGCAUCACCAAUUAAAAAUCAUUUAGGGAGGGAUGGGGAGAAGCUACAAAUGUUUGAUGACUGUUUGCUUUUAGAAUGGACGACAUACUCAAUGCUCUUUUAUCAAGGUACCAUUAGUUUUAAAAGGUAAACAACAAAACCCUGAACUGAAUGUUAUACAAAUGUUCUCAUAUUUUGUUUGGCCCCAUCAUGAAUUUUAACAUCAAUAAACAAAAGCCCACUAACUUUAAAA